AUUAGUCAACACCUAGUAAAUUUGCUCACUUUUGUAAUUUUCCUUUUUUGAAGAUACAGAAUCGACCCUCUGUUUUACAAUACAUUGUACGUCGGAUGUCGAAUACAUGCGUAUUCGGUUAUCGGCUGUCGCAUGGAAAGAAACAAUCGACUAUAAUUGGUUAAUUUUUUACGGCACGAUAUACAAUACAAUACAACGCAUCUCCCGACUGAUUGUGACUAGGCCUAAAAGAAACUAGAAAGAAAAGCUCUUAACGAGUUGGCAACAUUGGACGUUAGUCGUCGCGGUUUGUCGCAAUUUGUCUGAAUUUGUCGUGGGCACGUUGUUUUGCGUUGCUUGAUGUAAAAGUAGGACUUUAACGACUUGACACAAGCGUUGCUAAAAAUCUUAAUAUAGUCAAAAUGGUUUUAAGUCCGACUACGAAACAGAGGAUAGCCAUUGUCCUGAAUGUGAGCAAAUUUGUGUUUCAAUGGGGUUUUAUUCCUGCCGUACUCUUUUUAGGAUUCAGCAAAGGUGCUGACCCAGGCAUGCCUGAAUUAACCCUUAUGAACUUAUUAUGGCAGUAAGUCUUUCACGGGUUCAUUCCAAGAGAAAUUAUGGAUACCAUUGAUGAUGUUACAUGGAUACAUUUUAUUUAAGGUUACAAUGUUUCUAAUUACCAGAAUAAUAGACUGUAUCUCACUAAAUAAAUGUUAUAUUGUUAACUGAA
Molecule: messenger RNA, 709 nt
Organism: Acromyrmex echinatior (Panamanian leafcutter ant)
Lineage: Eukaryota; Metazoa; Arthropoda; Insecta; Hymenoptera; Formicidae
Gene: Tom7
Product: translocase of outer membrane 7
Biological process (GO): protein import into mitochondrial matrix
Cellular component (GO): mitochondrial outer membrane translocase complex
Source: RefSeq, a predicted model, not a curated record